Messenger RNA from Mandrillus leucophaeus (drill), 1033 nucleotides. RefSeq names its product olfactory receptor 2S2. Lineage: Eukaryota; Metazoa; Chordata; Mammalia; Primates; Cercopithecidae. Gene Ontology annotation, biological process: G protein-coupled receptor signaling pathway. The coding region runs from base 49 to 1008 and encodes 319 amino acids. Gene Ontology annotation, cellular component: membrane. The record is from RefSeq and is a predicted model, not a curated record. Gene Ontology annotation, molecular function: G protein-coupled receptor activity; olfactory receptor activity. The transcript has a single exon.
AGCCUGAUGUGCUGCUCAGUACUUUGCUGAUGGCAGAGGGGAUAUCACAUGGAAAAAGCCAAUGAGACCUCCCCUGUGAUGGGGUUCACUCUCCUGGGGCUCUCUGCCCACCCAGAGCUGGAAAAGACAUUCUUCGUGCUCAUCCUGCUAAUGUACCUGGUGAUCCUGCUGGGCAACGGGGUCCUCAUCCUGGUGACCAUCCUUGACUCCCGCCUGCACACACCCAUGUACUUCUUCCUGGGGAACCUUUCCUUCCUGGACAUCUGCUUCACUACCUCCUCAGUCCCACUGGUCCUGGACAGCUUUUUGACUCCCCAGGAAACCAUCUCCUUCUCAGCCUGUGCUGUGCAGAUGGCACUCUCCUUUGCCAUGGCAGGAACAGAGUGCUUGCUCCUGAGUGUGAUGGCGUUUGAUCGCUAUGUGGCCAUCUGCAACCCCCUUAGGUACCCUGUGAUCAUGAGCAAGGCUGCCUAUGUGCCCAUGGCUGCCAGCUCCUGGGCUAUUGGUGGUGCUGCUUCCGUGGUACACACAUCCUUGGCAAUUCAGCUGCCCUUCUGUGGGAACAACAUCAUCAACCACUUCACUUGUGAGAUUCUGGCUGUUCUCAAGUUGGCCUGUGCUGACAUUUCCAUCAAUGUGAUCAGCAUGGAGGUGACCAAUGUGAUCUUCCUGGGAGUCCCGGUUCUGUUCAUCUCUUUCUCCUAUGUCUUCAUCAUCGCCACCAUCCUGAGGAUCCCCUCAGCUGAGGGGAGGAGAAAGGCCUUCUCCACCUGCUCUGCGCACCUCACUGUGGUGAUUGUCUUCUAUGGGACCUUAUUCUUCAUGUAUGGGAAGCCCAAGUCUAAGGACUCCAUGGGAGCAGACAAAGAGGAUCUUUCAGACAAACUCAUCCCUCUUUUCUAUGGGGUGGUGACCCCCAUGCUCAACCCCAUCAUCUACAGCCUAAGGAACAAGGACGUGAAGGCCGCUGUGAGGAGCCUGCUGAGACCAAAAGGCUUCACUCAGUGAUGGUGGAGGGGUCCUCUGUGAUUGU